AUGGCCAAUGUGUUCUCUCGUAAAAAGCUGACCACUCUUGAUAUAAUUCUUGACGAUGACUUCGAUGGCAUCAUGUAUGGUUUACCUGAAGAAUCACUUGGAUGUAGGCUAAAAGGAAAGGUUGUGUUGAGAAAUUCGAAAGCCUUGUCGGUGAGGUAUCUGGUUUUCAUGUUCCUGGGGAAGAUAUCAGUGGCCUGCGGUCCAGCGAUGUCUGCGUCGCGAGUGGACU
Acaulospora colombiana is the source of this 229-nucleotide messenger RNA. Lineage: Eukaryota; Fungi; Glomeromycota; Glomeromycetes; Diversisporales; Acaulosporaceae. The record is from the annotation of a GenBank genome assembly.